Messenger RNA from Fukomys damarensis (Damara mole-rat), 2953 nucleotides. It is a transcript of the gene Ccdc122, whose product is annotated as coiled-coil domain containing 122. The transcript is spliced from 6 exons. NCBI's taxonomy places the organism in Eukaryota, Metazoa, Chordata, Mammalia, Rodentia, Bathyergidae. The record is from RefSeq and is a predicted model, not a curated record. The coding region runs from base 1676 to 2506 and encodes 276 amino acids.
AAGAAAUGCUGGUUACUUUUUUAUAGUAUAAAUUUAAUUUUCAUUUUUUUAGGUUAUUUCAUCAAAUAUUUUAGGGAAUACAAAAAUUAGUAAGACACUACCUUCCUGGUGCUUGUAGUCUAGGGGGAAAGGUAGUGAUACCGUUCAUGAUAUGAAAUUUUCAUGAUAUGAAAAUUCUAAGAAACACAAUUUAUUAAAUACUCAUUGUAUGGCAGGAAUUUGCUGAAUGCUUUACAUGCAUUAUUUCACGUAUAUUACUCAGAAUAAUAAUUCUGAGUAGUAUAAUGCUACUGUCAUUCUGCUUAACAGAUAAGGCAUCUGAGCCCAGUUUGGAAAUUGUUUACCUAAUAAGUUAGCAAGUGUUACAGUCUGUAUUUAAAAUUAGUUCUGCAUUAUUAUAGUACCUACACUUUUAUAGUAUAAUAAACAGUUGUACUAAAAAGAGAUCAUAUCUGCCCAAAAGGACUUCUUAAAAGAUAUUGGCUGCAAUAUUGGACAUGAUCAGAAAAUAUUGUUUUAGGAGCAUUAUUCUGUCAGAAUAGUGUGAAAUGGAGAUAGACUAGUUAGAUACCUACUGCAUGUCAGGUUCUUCUAGAUCUCUUCCUAGAAGAAGAUGAAAAAUAGGUUUGUGCUUUAGGCAAAGUUGUCGGAAGAUUUCUCUGCUGAGAUGAUAUUUGAGAGUGGAAAGGAAUGAUUGGAUUCUAGUGGAAUUUAGAACCAAGGCAUUUUACCAAAAGAAUUGCUUAUAAUGUAAAAGAGAACAGUCAAGGUUCUAGCUUAUCUUUUGGGUAGGAUAAUUGGGACAGCCACCUUGAGUAGCAUAUUUAUGAAGUGUCUUUAAGAUUUCUAAAAGGGCCUUUGAAAUACUAACAAUGAGCUCUCCUUUGUGAUAAUCUUGGGCAAGUGUGGUUUUAUUUCCUGGGCUCUGCACCUUUUUCUAGAGACCCCAUUACUAAUAAAUUGGGGUUUGAGGCCCAUACAACAAGAAUGAACUUGUACUUAGAGAAACUGAAGGAGCAGGUUUAGUGGUGGUGAUAGAGUGGACAGAGGAAUCAAGAGUUCAUUUUGGAACAUAUUAAGUUAAAAUGCUUGUUAGAAAUACAAAUGGAGUUAUCAUGUAGGCAGUUUGGUCUGAGUGUGUAGUUCAAAGGGGAUUUCAGACUAGAAAGAUAAAUUUAGGAGUUGUAAGCCGAUAAGUGGAUUUUUUUCUUUCAAAUUACUUUGGCACAGGUUUGCAGAGCCUAAUGGCUCCAUUCGUCAUGAGGAGUCAGUACAUGUGCAAAUCACAUCUUAAUUCUUUUUAUGCCCCCUACCUUUCUCUUCCUGCCUUCCUUCCUCUUCCCAUCUCUGGUGCCCCUUCCCGUAAAUGGAUUUUAAAGCUAUAGAACUGGAUGGUAUAAUUUGUAGAAUGAGUACAAUAAAGAAGGAAUUGAGUACCAAGCACUAGGACAUUAUAACAAAAGUGAGAAAGAUGAGAAAGAACCAGCAAGAGACCAGAUAAUGUUUUAGAGAAGGCAGUCAUAAUCAAAUGUGACACGUGAUGUCAUUAGGUCAAGUAAAAUGAAGACUGAACUUAUCCAUUGAAUGUGGGAAUAUGGAGAAGACAUAGAGAAGAGCUUUAAAGGAAUAAAGAAGAUGAACCGAAAAGGGAAAAAGAAGAGAUUGUAAACAGAAAAUGUCAGGCAACAAAGAAGGGAAGAGUGAUGGUGAUGAGCUUCUUAAUGAAGCUGUGUGUGAGCAAGACACAUCAUUAACUGAUGCUCUAGAACAAGUUGCAAAGCAACAACAAUCACAAACAUCAGAAAUAGAAAAAAACAAAAAGGCUGUGUUCCAUUUACAGAAUGAACUUCAUGAACUUGAAAAACAAAUAGCAGCAGUCUGUGCUGAAACUAAAGAAACAGAGAGGCAAAUUUAUCACCAAGAUGUUACCAUUGAGAAUUUCAGACUUCAAUGUGGAAGCCUAGAAAGUCACAUCAAGACCUUACAUACAGAAAAUAUAAAGCUUAAAUUUGAUAUAGAAACAGCCCAAGAAGAUUUUGAUGAACAGAUGAAAAGAUAUAAUAUAUAUUAUGUGAAAAUAAAGGCACAUAAAGAUAGUUUGAGAGAAAUAGAAAGAAAAUGGUCAUUUAUGACUGAACUUUAUGAAAAAAGAGAUCUCAUUAAAAAACUAAAGACAGUGAAAGAGGAACUUAGACAAGACCUCCAAAAUCCAGGUGGAAACAGAAUAACACAAAUACAGGAAGAUAUUUCAAUGCUAAAGAAUAAAAUUGUAACUGUAAAAGAAUCUAUCAGUGAAACAACUUAUUUUAUUGAAGAAGAAAAAAAGAAACAUGAAAAGUUAAGAAAAGAAAUAGAGGUACAGCAUAAGAGAUAUGAUGCAAUUCUGAAGCGUUUGCAUUGUCAGGUAAACAAGCUUCAGUCAAAUAGAAGACAAUGGCAAUGGAACAUUCAACAACUGGAAAAAACUGCAGCUGAACUAAGAAAAUCCAUAGGAAUGAAAGGUUAACAUUGCCAUAGGGCAAUGUGGAACACAGACCAUGCCAACUAAAACUAUGAGACAGAAUAUUAAGAAGAUCUUUCUUAACAAUAAGCAACCACUGUCAAAGGCCUAUAUUAAUGGCAGAUAUAUUUUCUCUUUUAAAAAUCAGUUACCUAUGGGUUAAAGUAUUUUUCCACCUUAUAUUGAACAGCACUAGAUUGACAAUAGUAAGCCUUACAGGAGAAUAGUGAAAGAGUCUCUGUGAAUAUUUCAAGUGUGUAGGAUAUAUUUUAUUCAGGAUACCCAUUUAUAACCAUGCUGUAUUCACUACUGUACAAAGUAAAAAUUUAGAAGAAAAUAAGUAGUUGAAUUUUCAACAAUUUAAGUUGAGAUAUUAAAAACAGUUGUCUGUUUCAAACUUUUUAUUAGAUCUUGCUUUUUUAUAACUGCCUUCAUAGUAGCCCAUAAAUAUUA